Paramuricea clavata is the source of this 1023-nucleotide messenger RNA. NCBI's taxonomy places the organism in Eukaryota, Metazoa, Cnidaria, Anthozoa, Malacalcyonacea, Plexauridae. The record is from the annotation of a GenBank genome assembly.
UAUGUCAUGUCUAUUUUUAGAUUACAUAUUACAGUUGAUUGGUAUACUCAGGUCACGUGGUGCUUCAGGUGGUCAGCAGAUUUCUUCAUUACUUAAUGGCGGCGAAGUCACUGCGCAAAGUGAGUGACAAGAUGUCUUAUAUACACUAGCGGUAUAGACACGUAAAAACACGCAAUUUGUUACAGGUCUGCAAACAAGUUGUUACAGAUUUGUUCACAAGCUGUCGACAGGUUGUGUUUGCAAUGCUUGUUCCCAGUUGUUGUAACAAGUUUGGGUUCAGCUCUUAACAACUUGUAACAAGCUUGAUGGCAUUAUGAGACUUGUUACAAGUUGUUCUACCAAGUCUGAUACAGUCAUGAUAUAACAAGAAUGCUAAACAUUUUAUAUCAUGAUCAUCUAUUGUCUUAAUUGCAUUAGACGCGACCAAAAUUCGACAUACAAAACAGGCUAAGAGAUGACCCUUACUGGACCUCUAGGGAGAACAGUUUAGAACUGAUAAAGCUAUCCAAUAUACUGUAAAUAAAGUUAGUUUAGUUUAGGUUUACUCCUGUAGAAGCACUGGAUCUAUAAGAGAUGAUCUUACUGGACCUCUAGGAAAAACAGCUUAGAACUGAUAAAGCUAUCCAGUAUAAAUAAAGUUAUUCUAAUUUUUUUGACAAUCUUACUCCUUCACAGGCAAGCCUUUCAAAGAGGAGUUGUUAAUACCACUGCGUUCAUCACGGAUGUCAAUGGAACAAGAGGAACCUGCCGCAGUACAGCUUGACUCGAUUGAAAAAAUACAAGACAUCGUUGUCCAGGUUUGUUUACCCGCGUUGUCAACUUGAAAAAGGAAAAGAGACGAUCAAGCUCAUGCAUGUAUGAUUGAACUUUGAUCAAUCUCAAUUUGUUUAUACUUAGAUAUUUCCGUUUGGUGAAUACGAGAAAACCUUCUCUCCAAAAGACCAGUCACAUUCAGCUUUCUUACUUCAAAAGGUAACUCACACUCUUGUGAAAUUGAAAAGAACUACAGUAAGUACUAUUUAG